Gloeophyllum trabeum ATCC 11539 is the source of this 535-nucleotide messenger RNA. Its product is annotated as peptidyl-tRNA hydrolase II. The transcript is spliced from 7 exons. Gene Ontology annotation, cellular component: mitochondrion; cytosol. Lineage: Eukaryota; Fungi; Basidiomycota; Agaricomycetes; Gloeophyllales; Gloeophyllaceae. Gene Ontology annotation, molecular function: peptidyl-tRNA hydrolase activity. The record is from RefSeq and is a predicted model, not a curated record. The coding region runs from base 180 to 491 and encodes 103 amino acids.
CGGCAGCUCCUCCACCUGGAACCCAGGACGUCAAGACCGAAACAAAAGAAGUUGCAGAGCAGGUGCAGGAGGAAGAGGACAGUGAUGUGGAUGACCCCACGGAUGGUGACCUAACAGCUGUCGCUCCUAAGAGGAAUGAAGCGUGUAAAUUGGUUCUCGUGGUCAGGACCGACUUGAAGAUGACAACAGGGAAGAUGUGUGCACAGUACGGCCAUGCUACAUUGGCAUGCUACAAGGCACUCGAGAAGAAAAAUCCAAAGCUCCUGCAUCAAUGGGAGAGAUGGGGGCAGGCGAAGAUUGCGCUCCGGGUAUCUUCGCAGGAGGAGCUGCUGGAGCUGGCGGCGAUCGCAAAGAGCUUGAACUUGUGCGCUCGAAUAGUAGAGGACGCCGGAAGAACGCAGGUGCUGCAAGGCGCUCGCACUGUGCUCGGGAUAGGACCUGGCCCAAUCUCGGUGAUCGACGAAGUGACGAGACACUUGAAGCUGCUGUAGAGUACACGUAGAUAAUAGACACUAGUAUUCAGUGCUUCGGGCUC